This is a messenger RNA of Zootoca vivipara (common lizard), 996 nucleotides long. RefSeq names its product trace amine-associated receptor 5. Gene Ontology annotation, biological process: cell surface receptor signaling pathway; G protein-coupled receptor signaling pathway. Gene Ontology annotation, cellular component: membrane. Gene Ontology annotation, molecular function: trace-amine receptor activity. Lineage: Eukaryota; Metazoa; Chordata; Lepidosauria; Squamata; Lacertidae. The record is from RefSeq and is a predicted model, not a curated record.
AUGAGCUCUGCUGUGGAAGCUGCCCCAGCCCCGCUGUGCUUUAAGAUUAAUGGCUCCUGCUACCGAACCCUACAUCCCUUUGGGGUCCAGCUAACCAUCUAUGUGGUCUGUGCCCUGGGCAUGCUACUUACAGUCCUGGGGAACCUGCUGGUGAUUAUUUCCAUAUUCCAUUUCAAAAUCCUUCACACCCCCACCAAUUUCUUGCUGCUCUCCCUGGCGUUGGCAGACCUCUUGCUAGGCUUAACAGUCCUUCCCUUCAGCACAAUCCGCUCGGUAGAGAGCUGCUGGUACUUUGGGGAUGCCUUCUGCCGUUUCCACACCUUCCUGGACACGGUCUUCUGCUUGGCCUCCAUUUUCCACCUCUGCUUUAUCUCCAUCGACCGCCACUGUGCCAUCUGCGACCCUCUGCGCUACACCACCAAGUUCACCGUGCGGGUAGCUUGCGUCUACGUCAUGGUCGGGUGGGGGGUCCCUGUGCUUUACACGUCCAUCUUCCUCUACAGUGAAAGAGUUGAGGAAAGUUUAGGCCAGUUCUUACAGGACAUGCCUUGCGUUGGGAGUUGCCAGCUGCUGCUCAACAAACUCUGGGGCUGGAUAAACUUCCCGCUCUUCUUCUUCCCCUGCCUCAUCAUGGUAGGGCUGUAUGUCAAGAUAUUUAUCGUGGCGACCAGGCAAGCCAAGCAGAUAAACAUGUGUCAGUCAGGAGCGACAAGGCGAGAAAUGAAGGCAGCGAAAACACUGGGAAUCGCUGUUGGCAUCUACCUCUUAUGCUGGUUGCCUUUUACCAUAGACACAAUGGUAGACAGCCUUCUUGAUUUCAUUACCCCACCUGUUUUGUUUGAUGUUCUCAUUUGGUUUGCUUACUUUAAUUCAGCCUGCAACCCUUUGAUUUAUGUGUUUUCCUACCACUGGUUCAGGAAAGCUGUAAAGCUCGUUUUAUCCCGUCAGAUCUUCUGUACAAGAACAUCUACUGUGGACUUGUACCAGGAGGAAUAA